AAUGAAUGUCAAAAUUGUUCGUCACUUGAGUUUUACAUAACUACGCAUGGUCGAGCGUGAUUGAUUAUCAGCGGUCAUGUGAAAACUCGACGCGACCUCAUUCAUACCUUUUACGUCGUGAAACAAGCUCAACUGUCGCAGUAUCAUUCAGCGAUCGCAUGUUCAUUUCCAAUUUAAUUUAUUGUCGUUAAUCAAUCUGAUUUUUCACAAUGUUGGAAGGAGUAAAGCACGUGCUAUUAGUGCUUUCGGGGAAAGGAGGCGUCGGUAAAUCAACAAUCAGCACUCAGCUGGCACUUGCUUUAAAAGAGUCAGGUUUUCGAGUUGGGAUCUUAGAUGUCGAUCUCUGUGGCCCCAGCGUGCCUUAUUUACUAAACUUGGAAGGAAAAGAUAUUCAUCAAUCUUCUGAAGGAUGGAUACCAGUGUUUGCAGAUUCAGAAAAGAAAUUGUCAGUCAUGUCAAUUGGCUUUCUCUUGAAAAACCAAAACGAUAGUGUAGUUUGGCGUGGUCCUAAAAAGAAUGGUAUGAUCAAGCAGUUUCUAACUGAUGUGGUUUGGAAGGAUAUUGAUUAUUUGAUCAUUGACACACCACCUGGUACUUCUGAUGAACAUAUUACUGUCAUGGAGAAUUUAAGAAAUGUAAAUUGUGAUGGUGCUAUUAUAGUAACUACUCCACAAGCAGUUGCAGUAGAUGAUGUUCUGCGAGAAGUAACAUUUUGUAGAAAAACAGGGAUUCAUAUAAUUGGUAUCAUUGAAAAUAUGAGUGGCUUUGUUUGCCCUUCGUGUACAGAAUGUACCAAUAUAUUCUCUUCUGGUGGUGGUAUAGCUCUUUCAGAAAUGGUAAAGGUUCCAUUUUUGGCAAAGGUGCCUAUAGAUCCAGAAGUCGGCAAUUUAGCAGACAAGGGACAAAGUGUUUUGGUAACAUUACCCAAUAGUCAAGUUGCACAGGUGUUUCGAAAAUUAGUUGAAGAACUCACCAAAAGUAAGGAAGCUUAAAAUCAAAAAGUUUAUCAGCAAUAUGUGUGAUUUUUAGCAUCAUAUGUAUAUUUGCUUGUGAUGUUUUGUAAUUUUUAUAACAGAUAAACUUGCUUAUACACAGGAAAUUGUAUAUAUACAAAUAAAAUAUAUCUUUUUAUAAUAUUAUUAUUAUAUUAUAAUAUAUAAUUGCAAAAAAAAUGAUAGUACUGUUUUAUCAUAAAGCACACUUGUAUGUCUAGAAUACUUAUGUGUAUAUUUCACAUAAAGAAAGAAGAGAAAAUAAAAAAAAAAGAUUUCCUGAAUAUAGCAAGUAUCCCGUUUUAUUUUUGUCUUUAAUAAUAUAACACAAAUUCUAUUUGCAUCCGAAUAAACCACUCUGAGUCAACA
Messenger RNA from Camponotus floridanus (Florida carpenter ant), 1361 nucleotides. RefSeq names its product cytosolic Fe-S cluster assembly factor NUBP2 homolog (gene Nubp2). Gene Ontology annotation, cellular component: cytosol. Gene Ontology annotation, biological process: iron-sulfur cluster assembly. Bases 210 to 992 code for a protein of 260 amino acids. The record is from RefSeq and is a predicted model, not a curated record. The transcript has 5 exons. Gene Ontology annotation, molecular function: ATP binding; ATP-dependent FeS chaperone activity; 4 iron, 4 sulfur cluster binding. Lineage: Eukaryota; Metazoa; Arthropoda; Insecta; Hymenoptera; Formicidae.